UGAAGUUAAGAAUACCUCGCGUUAACCAUCGGAAUGAAUUUUUCUUUUUCGUUCAUUUCAAAAUUUUAUCUCCUCCUACGACCGGCGUUUUACGAUAAACGGCGUACGUGCAUGCCGUCGAAAGUCGAAAUCCUCGGAAAUGCUUCUGGGGGAAUCGAUGAUCGGCUUCAACGUAAAUACGAUGUAUGUGACACAGGGAAGGUGUUCGAGCCGGUAAAUUCGAGCCUGCGUUCGUGCGGGUUGCGGCAUUUAUAGAAGGAGCGCACGCCCGGUGUUCCUUCGAAAGCCUUGGAGGACCUGAAGCAUCGCAUUCGCUUUCAGAGUACCACGCUCCACGGACGAGCUGUCGUAUCUUAACAAAUCUCAGCAUUUUCAUCAUUUUCCUUGAUACUCUCAGUCGACUUUCCUUGAAAUUCAAUAAUCAUCAAAGUUACAACAUAUUUCAAAUUUAAUUGUCUCAUCAAAUUAAAGCAACUGAAAGUGAUUAUAGUCAGUGGUCAACAGGUGAUUGUAUACUUACUGCAUCGCAUUUUAAAACUGCAUUGGAAAGUGCAUUACGAAAUCUCAUCGAUUUAAAAUCGUAAAAUUAUUGUGUCAUCGACUCGAGGGAGAAAUCAUGACUGGGAAGAGUAAUUAUAAGGAAACAGGAGGGAUAGUCUUUCCGAUACGAUACCUAAUGGCAAUCAUGGGUUCUAUCGGACUUGCUAUCAUUUAUGGAUUCAAAGUCAACGUAAGUGUGGCAAUCGUCGCGAUGGUGAAUCAUACUGCUGUUAAAUUAUCAUCCACGUUGCACCAGCUGGAAUCGAACGAUACAAAUGCAAUUAUCAAUUCAAUGGAAGAAUGUCAUCACGAUGAUAAUUCUUCCAACGUGACGAAAAUCGUUGACGAGGAUGGUCCUUUUAUAUGGAACGAACCUUUGCAAGGUCUUAUCUUAUCUUCGUACUUUUGGGGGUACAUGGCAUCCUUGCUUCCGGGUGGAAGAAUGGCCGAAUUGUUAUCUGCAAAAUGGGUGAUGAAUGCAUCUGUACUCCUUAACGUUAUAGCAUCUAUUUUAUCACCUGUUGCGGCCCAACUACAUUAUUCUCUUUUCAUCGUGAUGAGAGUUAUUCAAGGAAUCGGUGGAGGGGUAACAUUUCCUGCGAUGCACGUUAUGAUUGCUAAAUGGGCUCCGCCUAAUGAAAGAAGUGUACUUGCUUCCAUUGUUUAUGCAGGAACUGCACUUGGUACCGUGAUUUCCAUCCUCCUAACGGGUAUACUAGCUGCGAAUUUCGAAUGGAAAUGGAUAUUCUACAUCGAAGGAUUACUCUGCUUGAUCUGGUGUACAGCUUGGUGGAUAAUGAUCGCGGAUACUCCUGAAGAACAGACCAGAUUUAUUAGCCAAGAAGAGAAGGAUUACAUUCUUGAAUCCCAGGGUCACCAUGGACAUAACGGCGAACACAAUGAGAAAUUACCAGUCCCAUGGGGUGAGGUAUUGAGAUCUAAACCAUUCAUGGCAAUUUUGAUCGCCCAUUUCUGCAGUAAUUUUGGGUGGUACAUGUUGCUUAUAGAAUUGCCUACCUUCAUGAAUCAGAUAUUGAAAUUUGACAUGAGCUCGAAUGCUGGCCUCUCUUCCAUGCCAUUCUUAUGCAUGUGGUUCUUCACUAUGAUUCUAAGUAAAUCGUUAGCCAUUAUGCAGGAUAAAGGGUUGAUCACGGUAACAGGUUCUCGAAAAAUUGCAACGCUACUCUCAUCUGUGAUCCCUAUGAUAUGCUUAAUAGGAGUAUCAUAUGUUGGAUGCAAUAGAACACUAGCUGUUGCACUAAUGACCAUUGGAGUAACUUGCAUCGGUGGAAUGUAUAGCGGUUUCUUAGCUAAUCACAUCGAUAUUGCUCCAAAUUUUGCAGGAACUCUCGUUGCUAUUACAAACUGUGUUGCCACUAUUCCUGGAUUCGUAGUGCCGAUAUUUGUGGGAAAAUUGACACAUGGAAACCAAACUAUAGGAGCAUGGAGAAUCAUAUUUUUCGUAACUGUCGGUUUAUACAUUAUUGAAAUAAUAGUUUACACUAUUUUCGGAAGCGGAGAAGAACAACCGUGGAACGAAACUAAACUAACCGAUGAAGAAGCAAGCGAUCAGACGUUACCGCUAAAAGAGGACAUUAAAAAAUAAGUAUGAUUUUAAUACUCAAACUGAUUAGCUUCUUGUACAUAAUAGAAUUAUGAUAUUAUUAAAUCUAAAACUCGUUUCGAUUUUAACUAUUUUCAUAAAAAAAUCUUAAAUAUUUUGUUAUUUAUUCUAAUGACAGGAGCAAGUACAAAUAUUUAUAU
This is a messenger RNA of Osmia bicornis bicornis, 2304 nucleotides long. RefSeq names its product putative inorganic phosphate cotransporter (gene MFS3). Gene Ontology annotation, biological process: monoatomic anion transport; transmembrane transport. The coding region runs from base 617 to 2146 and encodes 509 amino acids. The record is from RefSeq and is a predicted model, not a curated record. Gene Ontology annotation, molecular function: transmembrane transporter activity. NCBI's taxonomy places the organism in Eukaryota, Metazoa, Arthropoda, Insecta, Hymenoptera, Megachilidae. The transcript has 9 exons.